Felis catus (domestic cat) is the source of this 3018-nucleotide messenger RNA. RefSeq names its product regulatory factor X5 (gene RFX5). Gene Ontology annotation, biological process: regulation of transcription by RNA polymerase II. The coding region runs from base 8 to 1894 and encodes 628 amino acids. The transcript has 9 exons. Gene Ontology annotation, molecular function: DNA-binding transcription factor activity, RNA polymerase II-specific; RNA polymerase II cis-regulatory region sequence-specific DNA binding. Lineage: Eukaryota; Metazoa; Chordata; Mammalia; Carnivora; Felidae. The record is from RefSeq and is a predicted model, not a curated record.
UGCCGGGAUGGCAGAAGAUGAACCCGACGCUAAGAGCCCCAAGACUGGGGGACGGCCCCCCUCAGGUAGUGCUGAGGCGGGAGAACCCACCACCCUUCUUCAGAGGCUCCGAGGUACCAUUUCCAAGGCCGUGCAGAACAAAGUCGAGGGGAUCCUGCAAGAUGUACAGAAAUUCUCAGACAACGACAAGCUGUAUCUCUACCUUCAGCUCCCCUCAGGACCCAGUACUGGAGACAAAAGCUCAGAGCCAAGUACACUUAGCAAUGAGGAGUACAUGUAUGCCUAUCGAUGGAUCCGCAACCAUCUAGAAGAGCAUACUGACACCUGUUUGCCAAAGCAAAGUGUUUAUGAUGCCUAUCGGAAGUACUGUGAGAGUCUUGCCUGUUGCCGCCCACUCAGCACCGCCAACUUUGGCAAAAUCAUCAGAGAGAUCUUCCCUGACAUCAAGGCCCGAAGGCUUGGUGGCCGAGGCCAGUCCAACUGCUCUUUAACUUGUCUCAGAUAUUGCUACAGUGGCAUACGAAGGAAGACCUUGGUGUCUAUGCCACCCUUACCUGGACUUGACCUGAAGGGCUCUGAGAGUCCAGAAAUGGGCCCAGAAGUAACCCCAGCACCCCGGGACGAACUGGUUGAGGCAGCCUGCGCUCUGACCUGUGACUGGGCAGAACGAAUCCUGAAACGAUCCUUCAGUUCCAUCGUUGAAGUCGCCCGCUUCCUCCUGCAGCAGCACCUCAUCUCUGCCCGGUCUGCCCCUGCCCACGUACUCAAGGCAGUGGGGCUCGCUGACGACGAUGAACAUGCCCCUCGGGAGCGGUCCUCUAAAUCCAAGAAUGGUGUCGAGAGCCUAGAGGGUGGAGCCCAUAAGAAACCAGAGAGACCAGCCCAGCCACCUAAGGAGCCGGAACCCCGGGCUGGGGCUGGCCCUCCUGCACGUGGAGAGCGGAAGAAGAGUGUAGUGGAGAGCCCAGCCCCAGCAGCCAGUAACCCACAGGUUAAUGCCCUGGUGGCCCGGCUGCCUCUGCUCCUUCCCCGGGCCCCUCGCUCACUUAUUCCACCACUCCAAGUCUCUCCCCCCAUCCUGGCCCCCAAGCUUUCUUCAGGCCCUCUGAAAGUGGCUCUGCCCAGUAGGGCUGGGGGACCCCAGGCAGCUGUGCCCAUCAUUAACAUGAUCUUACCAGCUGUUCCUGCUUUGCCUGGACCCGGGCCUGGGCCUGGGCCUGGGCCUGGGCCUGGGCCUGGGCCUGGGCAAGCCCUACCUGGGGUGCUCGCUCAGCCACGAGGCACAGAGAACAGGGAGGUAGGCAUAGGUGGUGACCCAGGACCCCAUGACAAAGGUGUCAAGAGAUCAGCAGAAGUACCUGUGAGUGAGGCCAUUGGGCAGGAUCCACCAGCUAAAGCAGCAAAGCAGGAUAUAGACGAUACAGGAAGUGAUGCCAAAAGAAAACGGGGGCGCCCUCGAAAAAAAUCAGGUGGAAGUAGGGAAAGGAACUCUACCCCUGACAAGUCAGCAGCUGCCGUGGACUCUGCCCAGCCCUGCCGGUUACCACGGGAGACAUGGGCCUCUGCAGGGGAGAGCAACUCUGCCAGAGGGUCAGGGAGACCAGGGCCAGUGGGAGGGGCUGAGAAGGGGAUGGUGCUUGCCCGGGAUCAGGAAGAUGGUGUUGUUUCCAGAGGAGGAAAGGGCCCCAGUUCCCGGCAUGCCAAAGAAGCAGAAGAUAAAAUUCCUCUGGUCACCUCAAAAGUGAGUGUCAUCAAGGGCAGUAGAAGCCAAAAGGAGGCUCUUCCAAAGGAAGAGGUAGACACUGCAGCACAGGGUAAUAAAGACUUAAAAGGGCACGUGCUUCAGAAUUCCUUAUCCCAUGAAGGGAAAGACCCCCAAGCAACACCCCCUUGAUAGGUACGUGGGGAAAAGUGUUUAUAUUCACAUUAACUCUACCUGCCUAGUAGAGGCCCUUCUCUGCACUUGCUUCUCAUUUGGCUCUUCUUUUCCUAAGGCAGUUCAUUCUCCUGUAGAGACUGCUGAGACCCCCUUGUCUUACACAGUGUCUGGCUCCUGCCUCUGAUGUUUCCAGCUCAAUACCCUUGGCUUUAGAGUCCUUGAUAAAUGUAGUGACUGUCUUACCUGGAUCUCUGCUAUCCUGUGGGAGGAUAGGGAUGGAGUAAGUAUGAUGAAUGUAUCGGCUAGGAAUCUUUCAGUUUUAAAUCAAAGAAAACCUUACAAACUGGCUUAAAAAUGAAGACUUCCUGGCUCACGUAACUGUGAAGUCCAGAGGUAGUACUGGCUCCAGGGAGAGCUGAUGCAGUGGCUCAACCCAUUUCUAAAUACCUGAUCUCCCCCCCUGCUGCUGCCUUCUAUAGGAUCAUUUUAAACCUGGGCCACCUCAUGGCUGCCAGCACUCCUGGGAUUACACGUUUUCUCAUUUAUAUCCAACCUGAAAAGGGAACAUCUUUGUGCCAGGAAUCUUAGCAGAAGCAUCAAGAUUGACUCUGAUUAAGCCAUCCUGGGUCACAUGCCCACCCCUAACCAAUCACUGUGGCCAGAAGGAUGGUAUAUGCUAAUUUGUUCAUUCUACAUCGGGGAAAGCCUGGGAUCAGCCUCCUUAGAAUCACAAAGGUCUCCAAACGGGCAGUUCCUGGGGAGGCAGCUGACUCGGGCCACACUAUAAAGUACAUGUGGUUUUAGCUUGCUAGGUUGGGAUCGGCUACACCUGUUUCCUUUUUCCCCUCCCUGUCUUGCAUUUUUCUUACUGCAGCUAUAAUAAUAGCCUCUUUCCUCUGGUAGGCUCAGAAGGAAUGAGAGGGAAGUCCCUCUCCUUUAAGGACUCUCUUUGGUCUCAUUUAGAUGAUACUUCCUACAUUUCAGAGAUGGAGAUCCUUCCCUUUCCUGUUUCUGAAUGUUUGUUUUUUCCUCAUUCUGCUUCCCUACUCAUUCUGCUUUCCCGACCCUACUGCCAGCUUUCACCAAGUGGAGUGAAAGAUGAACUUCUUAGCCAUUUUAUUAAAUCCAUUCUGUAUCCA